CCUGGCCGCUCCCCCUUGUACGCAUUUGCCCGAACACUCCACGCGCGCCGCCAGCCACCCUCGCCCACCGCCGUCUCCUCCACUCACCACACCAGCCACCUCCCCCGCCGCCGCCUCGCCAUGCAGAAGGUGCGGCUCAAGUGGGUGAAGAACCGCGGGCUGGACCACAUCAUCGACCGGACCACCUCCAUCCGCGCGUCCUGCCUCAUGCUCGACUACCUCGCCCGCCAGCCGUCGUCCCCCGUGCCGGCCCGCGCCCUCGCGCGCUUCCAGAAGCCGCUCGGCCUCACCGUCCCCGUGCUCCGCUUCCUCCGCCGCCACCCGACCCUCUUCGCCGAGCAGCCGCACCCGCGCUUCCCCACCCUCCCCGCCUUCUCCCUCACCUCCGCCUCCGACAUCCUCCUCGCGCGCCUCGCCCGCGCCUCCGCCGUCGACUCCCACCUCCGCCUCGCGCGCCUCCUCCUCCUCACCCGCUCCAGGUCGCUCCCGCUGGCCUCCAUCCUCCCACUCCGCUUCGACCUCGGCCUGCCCUACGACUUCGCCUCCUCCUUCCCCUCCUCCCACCCCGACCUCUUCGCGGUCUCCAACAACCACAUCUCGCUCUCCACCUCCCGCCUCCCCGACGACAUCGCCAUAUCCUCCCUCCAGCGCCGCCACGCCGAGGCCAUCACCGGGGCGACCUACCGCGACCUGUCCCGUCCGCCGUCCUCGUCGCAUGCCCCCCUCGCGUUCCCGAUGCGGUUCCCGCGUGGGUACGGAGGGAUGAAGAAGGUCAAGGCCUGGAUGGACGAUUUCCACCGGCUACCUUACAUCUCGCCGUAUGAUGAUGCCUCAGGGAUCGACCCUGACAGCGACAUCUACGAGAAGAGGAACAUUGGUUUGCUGCAUGAGUUGCUCGGGCUGAUGGUGCACAAGAUGGUCCGGAGGAAUGCGAUCCGUUUGCUCCGCGAGGAGCUUGGCCUGCCUCACAAGUUCACGAGGUUGUUUACAAGGUAUCCUGGAGUGUUCUACCUGUCGUUGAAGUGCAAAACGACGACGCUCGUGCUUCGCGAGGGGUACGAGAGGGGGAAGCUUGUGGAGAAGCACCCCCUCGCGGCGGUGAGGGACAAGGUACAGUAUGUGAUGCGCACUGGCGUGUUGUACCGUGGGAAGGGCUUGUCCAAGCUGGUUUUAGACGAGGAUGACGAUGAAGAGGAGGGUACACUGGAUGGAGAUGAGGAGUUUCAAGGAGAGGGGAUGGAUGAGGAUGCUGAUGUUGAGUGCUUUGGAAUGGAGAUUGUGGAUGAUGACGGGCCUGGCAAUGAUGAUUAUGAUGAACGCGAUAGUUACGAUUGACACUGGAUGGUGAUUUCUGCUUGCUGCAUGUUGCUGUUUUGAGAUGAUGGGCGGUGACUUCAUGAGCCAAAGUGAUGCUGAUCAUGGAGCCUUUGCAGUCUUGGCAACUUCUGUAGGACAAAUGAUUUGAGCUUGCCACGAUUAUUCUGAAGCCACGUUCUUCCUUUCUUGUUUUCUUAAAAAUGGUGCGGUUUUGGUUAUGUCUGGCUUAAUUUGCCCCGCAUAAAAUUUCUUUAGCAAGUUCAAUGUGACUUUCAGUGAUAAUUUUAGAGGUUACAAGUCUUAAAUGCUGUAUUAAAAUCUGAAAUGCUCAUAAACUGCUACCACUUUCAAGUAUCUUGGGUUUUUCAACUGGCGCCUCCAAGGCUCCAACUCCAAGGUUAGGAAAUCAGGUGGUAUGCUCUUCUGCUUCAGUUCACUUCUUGAAUUUGGCAGAUGAUUUUCUGCUCCAUUGUCAGAGCAUCAAUAGUGUGUGUAAUGUUAAGUCAUCUUCUCAGUCUCAGUGUGCACUGUGCACACCUGGGUGAUUGAUAUAAGUUGCUUUACGAAGUCUUGCCAAUUGAAGUUGCUUAGUGUGGGUAUCAGUUCCUCUGGGAAUGCUAGAAAUUGUUUUUGUUUCCAUCAUAAACGGUGCUGAUAUGUUGAGCUGCUUUGAUCAACCCCGGUCUUAGCUGCACUUAUCUGCGUUUGCCGGCCAAAGAAUUAUUUGUCCAGGUUUCUUGCCCUCUUUUCAUUUUGCUAUCAGAAUUCCUUGGACUUCAUAAUUUGCUAGGCAGUUUGUCCCGUGCUGAUGUAAAUGCUGAAGAUGGGAUGUUGUAAACUUGUUACUGAUUCAAUUG
Triticum dicoccoides is the source of this 2174-nucleotide messenger RNA. Its product is annotated as protein WHAT'S THIS FACTOR 9, mitochondrial-like. The record is from RefSeq and is a predicted model, not a curated record. The coding region runs from base 121 to 1335 and encodes 404 amino acids. Gene Ontology annotation, molecular function: RNA binding. NCBI's taxonomy places the organism in Eukaryota, Viridiplantae, Streptophyta, Magnoliopsida, Poales, Poaceae. The transcript is spliced from 2 exons.